Molecule: messenger RNA, 1501 nt
Organism: Dermatophagoides pteronyssinus (European house dust mite)
Lineage: Eukaryota; Metazoa; Arthropoda; Arachnida; Sarcoptiformes; Pyroglyphidae
Product: isocitrate dehydrogenase [NADP] cytoplasmic-like
Biological process (GO): isocitrate metabolic process; NADP+ metabolic process
Cellular component (GO): mitochondrion; cytosol; peroxisome
Molecular function (GO): NAD binding; isocitrate dehydrogenase (NADP+) activity; magnesium ion binding
Source: RefSeq, a predicted model, not a curated record
CAUCGAUCGAUAUAAAAUAAAUUUUUUCUCUUCCCAGCUCAUUCAAUUAAUUUAGUACAUUUUUUUUAUUUGACGUGUCUUUGUGACGUUAAUCUCUACGAUUUCCUGUACAAAAAAAAACAUUAUUUUGUUUUGUUCAUCCAUUCAAUCGUUUGGUUGCUAUCUGUAUAAAAAUACUAGAAAGGACAUUUUUUCUUUGUUUUAGUUGAAUUAAAAUAUUUAAAAAUUAUUAACGUGCAAUAUGGCCGAUCAAAAAAUCAAGUGUGGACCCGUGGUGGAAAUGCAAGGCGAUGAAAUGACACGUAUCAUUUGGGAUCUAAUCAAAGAGAAAUUAAUCUUACCAUUUAUCGAUGUUGAACUUCAUUUCUAUGAUUUAAGUAUUGAAAAUCGUGAUAAAACUGACGAUCAAGUAACUAUCGAUGCCGCCAAUGCUAUACUCAAGUAUAAUGUAGGCGUGAAAUGUGCCACCAUUACACCUGAUGAGAAACGUGUGGAAGAAUUUAAUCUGAAAAAGAUGUGGAAAUCCCCUAACGGAACUAUUCGAAAUAUCCUUGGUGGUACCGUAUUUCGUGAGCCAAUCAUUUGUAAGAAUAUUCCUCGCUUGGUUACCAGUUGGAACAAACCGAUUGUGGUCGGUCGUCAUGCUUAUGGCGAUCAAUAUCGUGCCACUGAUUUUGUUGUCCCUGGUAAUGGCAAAUUGGAAAUCAAAUUUGUUCCAGCUGAUGGUUCGGCACCGAUUAGCCAUGAAGUUUUUGAAUUCAAAGAUGGUGGUGGAGUGUCCUUGUCCAUGUAUAACACUGAUAAAAGUAUUCGUGAUUUUGCCCAUGCUUCGUUGCAGUAUGCUCUUCAGCGAAAAUAUCCGCUUUAUUUGAGCACUAAGAAUACGAUUCUGAAAAAGUAUGAUGGCCGAUUCAAGGACAUUUUUCAACAAAUCUAUGAUCAACAAUAUAAGCCUCAAUAUGAAGCUGCUGGUAUUUGGUAUGAACAUCGACUCAUUGAUGAUAUGGUCGCUCAAGCUUUAAAAUCAGAAGGCGGAUUUGUAUGGGCUUGUAAAAAUUAUGAUGGAGAUGUUCAAAGUGAUUCCGUGGCUCAAGGUUAUGGAUCGUUGGGAAUGAUGACAUCGGUGUUGGUAUGUCCGGAUGGUAAAACUAUUGAAUCUGAAGCGGCUCAUGGCACGGUAACUCGCCAUUAUCGUAUGCAUCAAGAUGGUAAAGAAACAUCCACCAAUCCAAUUGCGUCUAUUUUCGCUUGGUCUCGUGGACUUUUGCAUCGAGCAAAAUUAGAUUCAAAUAAACCAUUAGCAGAUUUUGCCGAAAACCUUGAAAAAGUUUGUGUGGAAACUAUUGAAAGUGGUUUCAUGACUAAGGAUUUAGCACUCUGUGCUAAAGCUGGUAAUAUUACCCGUGGUGAUUACCUCAACACUUUCGAGUUUUUGGACAAACUUGCCAAUAAUUUACGAAUUAAGUUAGGAAAAAAUUAAAAUUUAACAAGUUUCCUUUUA